AAACCGGUUUCUUCAGGGCGGACAUCCGGGUGAAGGACCGUAGGCACCUGUCUUUGCCACCGACCAGCAGCUGGAGGUCCUCGCCUCGUCGAAGCAGUGGUUUGUGGACGGCACAUUCAAGUUGGUCAGGAAGCCCUUUACCAAGCUGCUGUCCAUCCAUGCCUACAUCAGGAGCGGGGAUGCCCUGAAGCAGGUGCCACUUGCGUUUGCCCUGAUGUCAGGAAAGCAUGCAAAGGACUAUAGAAAGGUAUUCCAGUCCAUUGUGGAAUGCCUCCCUACACCCCCUGCAGUGACGCUAUUUACGGCUGACUUUGAACGUGGUAUAUGGAAGGGAUUACAGGAGGUCUUCCUCGAGGCCAGGAUCCGUGGUUGCGUCUUCCACUGGUCUAAGGCAGUGUACACCAAGGUCCAGGAGAAUGGACUACAGAGAGACGACGUCAACAAGUGUGUCCGGAAGUUGAUGGCUCUCCCUCUCAUCCCUGAGGAGCACAUCGUUCCUGCCUUCCAGAGGAUAAGCAACUCCGUGGGGGAGGAGGGACCCUUGAGGGAAGUUGUUGACUAUGUCCAACGGACAUGGAUCAACAACCGCACCUGGCCUGUGUCAUCCUGGUGUACCUUCAACCAGUCCACUGGAUUUUCCUGA
Messenger RNA from Saccostrea echinata, 643 nucleotides. RefSeq lists its product as uncharacterized. Bases 215 to 643 code for a protein of 142 amino acids. Lineage: Eukaryota; Metazoa; Mollusca; Bivalvia; Ostreida; Ostreidae. The record is from RefSeq and is a predicted model, not a curated record. The transcript has 3 exons.